Molecule: messenger RNA, 423 nt
Organism: Purpureocillium lilacinum
Lineage: Eukaryota; Fungi; Ascomycota; Sordariomycetes; Hypocreales; Ophiocordycipitaceae
Source: RefSeq, a predicted model, not a curated record
AUGCGCUUCAACGCUGUCGUCGUCUUGUUGGCUGGCCUGGCUGGCAGCGCCUUGGCUGCUCCUCCCGCUCAAUUCGAGCAGCGAUCUCUCAUCACAGACGUGGGCAAGUUGGUAUCCGGCCUGGAAAACGGCCUCGGCGUGACGGCCCUCGAAGACGCGCUGGAUGGCCUCCUCGGCGGCACCCUCACCAAGCUCGAGGACGCGCUGGGCGUCACCUUUGCGGAGAAGCUGCUGGGCCUGUCCGAGAGCGGCGCCCCGCCCGGCACGCUGCAGGCCAUUGGCGAGGCCGUCGCGAUGCUCGAGUCCGGGCUGGGGAUCGACGCGGUCAACGCGUUCCUGGACAAUGCGACGGGAGGGGCGAUUAGCUCGCUUGAGGGGGCGUUGGGGGUGACGGACAUUGAGAAGGCGCUUGGCUUGGCGUAA